Molecule: messenger RNA, 1953 nt
Organism: Moneuplotes crassus
Lineage: Eukaryota; Ciliophora; Spirotrichea; Euplotida; Euplotidae
Source: the annotation of a GenBank genome assembly
AAAUGGAUAAAUUUGAGCUUCCAUUGUGCUGUCUUAGUUUGUGCAAAGCGAGAGCUAGAUGGUAUUACCCUCAGUCAAAAGAGUACUUAUGAGAAAGCUGUCAGACUUCUAACUACUUUAACCACGAAGUAGUAGGUCUUAUCAACCCAAAGGCAAUCACACAAUGAAUUAAUCAAGUCGAGUACAAAGUCUCCGAAAUCUCAGGCGAGAUGACCCACAAGCCAAGUCUUGGCGAGAAGUGGAAGGAAUGGAGUCCUACUUUGCAAGAGUUCGCCACUGCGGUCAAGCAAAUCAAGGAGGAGUUCUUUCAGCUUGCUAGGCAGAAGAAAUGGGACAAGACUCAGCAAAUCUGGAAUAAGAUACAGGUGCUCAGGACUGAGUGGAAGGACAGUAAGAUACUCAAUUUGUAUCUUCAUUAUGUGUCAGAGGAGAAGGAAAGACAGAGACAGAAAGGCAUGCUUGCUGAGCCUGACCUUCUUGAGAGGAAUCAUGAACUGGAGACUAAGCUAGCCCUGGCGAUUAAAGAUAUUAGAGAGAAAAAUAGACAAUUUAACACUUUUAGGGAUGAAACCCAAGUCAAGAUUGAUGAACUUGAGGAAGCUAAACAAGCUAAACAGAGUCUUAUUACUCAGCAUGAGGAGGACGAGAGAAGUAUCCAUCAACUCCAAGAUGAGCUCCAACAAAUAAAACUUGAAAAGGAUCAGAUUCAACAGAAUAUUUUGGAAAAAGACAAAAUCAUUAAAAUGAAAGGAAAAGAGAUCCAGUUGCUCAAAAACAAGGUAAAAGAUAUGAACAAGUGCUAUGCAGAUAUGAAGAAGUCUAAUGAAACACUUGCUCAAAGUAUUGGGCUUGUACAGAACUCAGUUGAUGGCCUCAAAGAAAACGAGAUAAAGUCAUUAACGAAGAAAUUAUUAGAGAAGAUGAAAAUAUCUGAUGAUACAUUUAAAACAUUACUACAGACUUAUCAUAAGAAAACAGAUCAAGAGUUUAAGAAAGAAAUAAAUUCCCUAGAUGCUAAUAUCAGAAGCUUUAGUGACGAAAAGUUCAAAGAUAUGGCUUUAGAGUCUCGUGCUAUUAUCGAGAACUUGAAUAAAGUUGAGAACAGAGUUAUUGAUAAAGUAUCUGAUGAUUUUGAUGCCAUAAAAAAUCUCCACAAAGUGGAUCAAAAAGUGAGCAAUGAACAGAUGUACUGUAUAAUCUCAAGACUAUUCCCAGGCAUGCUCGAAUACGACCAGUUCUCUAAAAUGGAUGACACUCAACUUGGAGGCUUUAUAAGUUGCUGGCUUAACUCUAAAGUUGUCCUCGACUUGUCUAAAGAAUCAGACCUUAUGGUUUUUCAGACCUUGCAGAAUAUCACGCUGAAAAAUGCUAAGGAUAUUACUCUCAAAAAUAUCAACUUAGUCGAUAAAGACGAGAUCUUUAAAUUCUUCGAAAGUUCAAUCCCACAGAAAAUUGAGUCAUUAAGAUUUUCCCCAAAUCCUGAAGAGCGUUGUAUAAGUGACUAUAUUGAAGAACUUUGUAAACUGAAGCCAAAGAUAGAAAAGAAGCUUUAUGUAGAAGAGUGUAAACUAACAGAUGAAGAAAAGGAAAAGCUUCAAACUGAAUUUGGAUAUAUUCUUGAAACCGCAGAUAAAAAAUUAAAAACUGCCAAUAAGUCUAUAAAAGAUAGGUUUAUGAGUUGCUUUGAAGAGAUGAAAUCAAUACAAAUGGAGGUGAUUGAAAGAUCAAGAAUGCAUGAGGAACACUCCGAAAUGCGUAAAGCCCGAAAGAAGAUCGAAAUGGCUUAUUGGAUGGCUGAAGAAAUGCCAAAGUCAAUUGAGAUGUGUGAGCAUAGAAUUCAGAAGUGUUUAUCAUGCUUUGAAGAGUUAAUGAGUGAAGGAAAAGAAUAGUAGAAGAUAUGGUGGUUGAAAUUAGGUGUUAAAAUUGAUGAUGAUAAAAUUUGGAAUGAUAUUU